Molecule: messenger RNA, 612 nt
Organism: Notodromas monacha
Lineage: Eukaryota; Metazoa; Arthropoda; Ostracoda; Podocopida; Cyprididae
Source: the annotation of a GenBank genome assembly
AUGGCCAAAUUCAACGUCGCCGUAUUUGUGGUCUUGUCAUCACGUCGCCGCGCGUGGCUCCCGCAGUUCUCGACAGGGCCGUGUCCUGUGCGCGUUUCAACAGGCGUGGCUCCGUUGCGGUUUUGCAGUUGGAAGCCGACUCUCUCGUGUGAUAGUUCAACGCGUGGACUGAAAGAUCGAUUCACUUGCACAGCUGUGUUUGUGGCCUUGGAAAAGUCCAUCGCCCGUGACGUUCACUUCGUAUUGUGGCAACCCAUUGCUUUGAUCGACGACUGUGUGAUGUCGAAAAGUACGCAACAACACAAUGCUCAUCUCUCGCUGCGGCAUCUGCUGCACUUUGAGUUUCAUGGGCAUAAGCCGACGAGAAGUCGGAAGCUGUCUCUGCCUCCGAUUUUCUUCAGCAACAGCGCCAGGAGACACUCUGCUUUCCCGUCGUCCGAACGCCGAGGCUCCUUGGGAUCGUCGGAUGACCGCCACACUGCAAUCCUGUUUCGUGAUGCCCGCGGCGCGCCAGGAGACACUCUGCUUUCCCGUCGUCCGAACGCCGAGGCUCCUUGGGAUCGUCGGAUGACCGCCACACUGCAAUCCUGUUUCGUGAUGCCCGCGGCGUGA